AUGUGUGGAAUUCUUGGACUUUUACUAGCUAAUUCAUCAGGUGUUGCAUGUCCAGAAAUUUUUGAAGGCCUUAAUAUUCUUCAGCAUCGUGGACAAGAUGCAGCUGGUAUUGUAACAUGUGGAUCACAAGGCCGUUUUUAUCAAUGUAAAGGUAGUGGAAUGGUUAGAGAUGUUUUUAAUGAACAUCAACUACGGGAAUUAUAUGGAAAUAUGGCUAUUGCUCAUGCUCAACCCUUUUAUGUAAAUUCACCUUACGGAAUUGUUUUUGCACAUAAUGGAAACUUAACUAAUACACAAGAACUUCGCAAAUAUUUAGAUGAAAUUGCACAUCGUCACAUAAAUACAAAUUCUGACUCAGAGCUUCUUUUAAAUGUAUUUGCAUCAUAUUUAUCGCAAUUUCAAAAAUCAAGAGCUACUUAUGAUGAUCUUUUCAAAGCAUUAUCCCAACUCUUUAGACAUUGUCAAGGCGGUUAUGCGUGUGUAGCCAUGAUUGCAGGAUAUGGGAUUUUAGGAUUUCGUGAUCCAAACGGGAUUCGUCCUUUAGUAUUUGGAGAACGUAUAAAUAAGCAUGGAAAAGAUUACUUAUUUGCAAGUGAAAGUGUUGCAUUGGAUCAACUAGGAUUUACUAAUUAUUAUGAUGUAAAACCAGGACAAGCAAUAUUUAUUGAAAAAAAAAAAACAAAUGAACCCCAAAAAUUACCGAUAAUAAAACAGGUUCAUGAACAAUUAGGAUAUACACCUGAUAUAUUUGAAUAUGUUUAUUUUGCAAGGCCUGAUACUGUUAUGGACGGAAUCAGUGUCUAUCGUGCACGACUAAAAAUGGGUAGAUAUUUAGCUGAAACUGUAAAAAGAAAACUUGGUGAAGAUGUUGUAAGUAAGAUCGAUGUUGUUGUUCCAGUCCCAGAUACUAGUCGAAAUUCAGCAUUAGAACUAGCACAGAUUUUAAAUUUAAAUUAUAAAGAAGGUUUCAUUAAAAAUCGUUAUGUUGGAAGAACUUUUAUUAUGCCUGGUCAACAAAUACGAAAAAAAAGCGUUCGCCGGAAAUUAAAUGCACAAGCACUUGAAUUCAAUAAAAAAAACGUAUUAAUUGUUGAUGACUCUAUCGUGCGUGGAACAACAAGUAAAGAGAUUAUUCAAAUGGCUAAGGAUGCAGGCGCAAAGAAAGUAUAUUUUGCCAGUUGUGCACCUCCUGUUAGAUAUCCACAUGUUUAUGGAAUUGAUCUAGCAAAUAGAAAAGAUCUUAUAGCAUAUCAACGUACAGAAACAGAAAUAGCAAAAGAAAUUGGUGCAGAUGAAGUUAUUUAUCAGACUCUAGAAGACUUAUAUAAAUCAUGUCAAUAUAAUCCUCUUGUCUCAGACUUUGAAACUAGUGUAUUUACAGGAAAAUAUGUUACUAAUUUAGAUAAAAAUUAUUUCAAUUACCUCGAAGAAUUACAUAAAAAUAGCGAAAUAAUGCACGAGAACAUUGUUUCAAUAACAAAUUUUGACAAUAACGGCACAAUAAAAGCUUUUGAAGAUAUUAGUUUAUAUAACCAUGUAUGA
Messenger RNA from Pneumocystis jirovecii RU7, 1542 nucleotides. Its product is annotated as amidophosphoribosyltransferase. Gene Ontology annotation, cellular component: cytoplasm. NCBI's taxonomy places the organism in Eukaryota, Fungi, Ascomycota, Pneumocystomycetes, Pneumocystales, Pneumocystaceae. Gene Ontology annotation, biological process: purine nucleotide biosynthetic process; purine nucleobase biosynthetic process. Bases 1 to 1542 code for a protein of 513 amino acids. The record is from RefSeq and is a predicted model, not a curated record. The transcript is spliced from 6 exons. Gene Ontology annotation, molecular function: amidophosphoribosyltransferase activity.